Messenger RNA from Empidonax traillii (willow flycatcher), 1078 nucleotides. RefSeq names its product out at first protein homolog. NCBI's taxonomy places the organism in Eukaryota, Metazoa, Chordata, Aves, Passeriformes, Tyrannidae. The transcript is spliced from 2 exons. The annotation marks the transcript as partial. The record is from RefSeq and is a predicted model, not a curated record.
CAUCCCGUGCAGAAAAACCCCCGGACGGUGCGUCAGGCCGAGGAGGUGCGGGGGCUGGAGCACCUGAGCAUGGACGUGGCUGUGAACUUCAGCAAGGGGGCCCAGCUGAGCCCCCACAUCCACAACGUCUGCGCCGAGGCCAAAGAAGCCAUUUACACCCGCGAAGAAGAUGUCAAGUUUUGGCUGGAGAAAGGGGUGGACGGCUCCAUGUUCGAGGUGCUGCCGCAGGGCUCGGACCUGCCGGAGCUGCAGCGCUGCCGGCUGUGCCCUGACCGCUGGAAGCCCUGCAUCUGCAGCUACUCGCUGAGCAUCGAGUGGUACCCCUGCAUGCUCAAGUACUGCAAGAGCCGGGACGCCGGGGGCAAGGUCUCCUCCUACAAGUGCGGCAUCCGCAGCUGCCAGAAGGGCUACACCUUCGACUACUACGUGCCGCAGAAGCAGCUCUGCCUCUGGGACGAGGAGACUUAGCUUUCCCGAGGCUUUUCCGAGGGGCAGCUCGUCUCCUGCCGCUCUUCGCGAUGCCAAGGGCUCCUGGAGGUGGCUGCUCCGAGGAAGGAGUGCUGUUCACGGUGGUGCCUCGUGCCACGGGAGAGCUCUGCGUGCCUUUCCUUCUGGCCUCCUGUGCCUCCCUCCCCUCAUCCCGUGACAGGCAGGCUCAGCUCGCCCUGUGUGAUGCUCUCCUGCCAGCUGCCACAAAUCCAGCUCCCUGGAAGCGGGGGAGGCGGGUUUUUGGGGGGUGAGGCACUGUUGCCCUGCUCUGGAGCAAAAGGGGCAGCUCUGAGCAGUCACCAGCCUCGAGCUGUGCGGUCAGGGCAGGGAGGGAAAUGCUCUUGCUGAGCUGGGUUGUCAAACGUCUCUGCCACUGAAGAACCCCCUUCGCUGACUUCCCCACCUCCUGGUGACGCAGCAGCGUUGCCCAGCGGGAAGACAGCUGAUUUUUGGGACCACAUCCCCUGAGCAAGGAAGGUACGAAGCCCACCCAAAGCAAGAGCCUGCCUGUAGCUUUCUCUAGUGCCCUGCUGGCUGUUCUGUCCCUCCUGUGGCCAGAGAUUUAUUGGGGGGAUACACCCCAGCAAGG